ACACACUCACACAAGGGGGGGGUUCAGUCCCAGUAUAUAAACAGUGAGGAAACAAUUCCCUCCACUCAUUUGCUGCCACCAUGGAUCUAAAAGUUGCGUUUGUGAUUGUCUGUCUGUGUGCUUUCGCCAUAACCUCUACUGAAGCUGGCAUUGCAAAAUGCUGCAUCACAACACAGAAAAUCCCCAAACGGCUGCUGCUGAAGGUUCAGAGAUGGAAAGAGCAGACAAGUGACGGCGCCUGUGACAUCCGUGCACUGGUACUGCAUUUAAAGGGCAGGGACAGGCCCAUGUGUGUUGAUCUCAGCUAUAAGAAAUACCUGGAAAGGCUUAUGCGGAAGCAGCACUCAAAGAGAGGAGCUUACAGAGCAUGAACAAUUUCACAAACUUUGUGUACUGUGUUUUCUACAGUUGGUGUUAUACAUACAAAAGUGAUUGUUUCUUUUUAUUAAUUAUGCAAAAUAUCAAGAUUAACUUGUGAAAAGCAGCUAUUCACUACUACAUAUAUACAAUGGUGGAAAGUUACUAAGUACGUUAACUCACAUGCUGUACUUUGUGAAGGUGGUUGUAAUUGAGUUGUUCCAUUUUAUACUACUACUACCUUUUAUCACACAACAUUCUAGGGGGAAAUAUUGUACUUUUUACUCCACUAAAUUUAUACAGCUAUAGUUACUUUUCAGAUUAAUAUUUUAAAUACAAGACAUAUAAUGAUUUAUAUAAUCUGAUUAUGUUAUAAAUUAAAUUACCUAAUAGUAUGUGAAGCGGUUAAAUCGGCUCAACUGUCUGUGACAUUAAAGUGCAGCUUCCAUUUUAAUGUAGUGAUAAUAAUGAUCCAGUAAUAGAAUUAUAUAACACUGACAGGGACUGUUCUGCAUUAAGAGUACUUCUACAUACAUUUUACUUAUAAUGGAGUUAUAGGUAUUGCUACUUGUACUGAAAAUGAUGUGAAUACCUCUUUCACUGCUGCAUUUAUACAAAAAUUGUAAAAUAAAAAAUAAAAAGCCUCAAUAAAA
Molecule: messenger RNA, 1010 nt
Organism: Dicentrarchus labrax (European seabass)
Lineage: Eukaryota; Metazoa; Chordata; Actinopteri; Moronidae
Gene: ccl27a
Product: chemokine (C-C motif) ligand 27a
Exons: 3
Coding region: 81-371 (96 amino acids)
Biological process (GO): immune response
Cellular component (GO): extracellular region
Molecular function (GO): chemokine activity
Source: RefSeq, a predicted model, not a curated record